UCAUACAGAGUAGCCUACAUUAUAUGAGAAGGUUGGGAGAGUCUUCUAGAUCUUGGAUGAUCGUGGACUCAUACUGCCUUAAAUAGAUCAAAUGGUGAAAUAAAACGUUCACAAAUAUACACUUAAGACCCAAAUACCUUUUUUUUUCUUAAAGCUUAUUUUGAUAUAAAUUUCCUUGGCUCCUCGGUAUCUGCAGACCGGUACAAGAAAUGCUUAUUUUUAAUUCUCUGAAUAUCUAAUUUUACACAAAUAGGCCACCUCUAAAUGGCACGCAGAGUGUAUCACGACUUGGUGGAGACGCGCUGUUACGCAAAACCUUCAAAAAAAAAAAAAGAAAGAAAAAAAAAAGAAGCCACCUCUUCGGCCUCAGAAAGCAAAAUACGGAAGAGGAGAGGCUUCGCUUGUGCUUAAUACAUUGCCAGGCAUUAUGGUGUUGAUGCAGGCUGCACGGUAUGCGGACAAACAAAAGCACAUAAUGCACACUGAAAGCGCAUUAAUAGUUCCGCCUCGGGGCUGUUUAAACAGGAGUUUGGUGGCGACCAGUCAGCCAGCGGUAGGUCACAUGUUGCAGCGUCAUUGUGUAGUAAAGUUACUGUAGUUGCAAAGAGGCUCCUCAUUUCAGCUCCAGAGGUCUCUCAUCCCGUGGUGCUGCUGCUGUGGCGUUUUCAGCAUGCGACAACUUCAGUUUCAGACAAUCUCCAAAGGAGCCGUGCAGCCAUGGGAGUGCAUUACCUCAUCCAUGCAAUUUCCACCAUCAAUAAUUUAAUCUAUUUGCUCCAAAGCUGAAGAGAUAUCCUGAAGCUUUUCCGGAGGGUACAGAGAGGGAAAAAAAUCGCUUGAGUAAAUUACUGGAGUUGUCCAAAACAUCCCAGAUGACACCACUGUCCUGUUGAAUGGUCUGUUUUACGACUGGGCAGUAAAAGUUCCACCAGGUUAGAAGAGUGAUGACCAUCCUGUUCCUUACUAUGGUUAUUUCAUACUUCAGUUGCAUGAGAGCUGCGCCCCUGAGAGACGCCCCGGGCAUGCGGGGCCAUCGGACGGAAGGCUACUUGGGCGCUGCUGCGACGGCCGCACGAGGCCAUGGGACUCCACAGAGUGGUGGUGGGCCAGGCCAGCGCGGGGAACUGCCCUCACUCACAGACACGUUUGAGCAGGUGAUAGAGGAGCUGCUGGAGGUGGAGGGAGAGGCGGCACAGCUGGGACAGGGGGCUGAUAAGAGCCAGGGAGGUGGGGGCCCGUCCUCUGUGGUCACCACGGAGACCAAGGAUGUCGACCUGUACGACUCGCGGGUGAUGAUCAGCAACCAAGUGCCUUUGGAGCCGCCCUUGCUCUUUCUUCUGGAGGAAUACAAAAACUAUCUGGAUGCCGCUAAUAUGUCCAUGAGGGUGCGGCGACACUCCGAUCCCUCGCGGCGUGGAGAGCUCAGUGUGUGUGACAGUAUUAGCCAGUGGGUGACAGCUGUGGAUAAAAAGACGGCAAUAGACAUGUCUGGGCAGACAGUUACCGUCAUGGAAAAGGUCCCUGUCCCCAAUGGCCAACUGAAGCAAUACUUUUAUGAGACCAAAUGCAACCCCAUGGGGUACACAAAGGAAGGCUGCAGAGGAAUAGACAAGCGGCAUUAUAAUUCCCAAUGCAGGACAACCCAGUCCUACGUGCGAGCGCUUACCAUGGAUAGCAAAAAGAAGAUUGGCUGGCGGUUUAUAAGGAUAGACACUUCAUGUGUAUGCACAUUGACCAUUAAAAGAGGGAGAUAGUGUAUAAAAUGUAUAGAUUUUAUUGAAGAGUUUAAAAAAGAGAAUAAAGAGAAAAUAUCUAUUUGUAUAUAUACAUAACAGGGUAAAUUAUUCCGUCAAAUGAAAAUUUUAUGGACUGCAUGUAAAAAAAGAUGAAGUUUAUACAGUAAAAGUGAUACUACAGUCUAUUUAUUGAACAUAUUCAUGACCUUGUAAACAAUUAAAAAAAAUCUGAUCAGUCAUUUGCGCCCAGUUUAAAUUACUAUAUCACAUUCCUCAAGACAUUGUGAUUUGUUUACGUUGCCAAGAAUUACAAAAUGAAGGAAAAAAAACAGGCAAGGAAUGAGAGAGGACAGUUCCAUCUUCAAAAGCUUGCAUGCUGCUUCAAUUGUGAAUUGAGAAAUUCUCCACUUACAAAAAAGGAUAUGAUGCUGACCAAAAAACAUUCCGUUUACAUAUUCAGCAGAAAACAAUUUUCCUCUCAAGUAAUUUAUCUGUUUACUGUUCUAAACUUCUCAAGGUAAUGUUGAAAUUACAUACUAUGUCAAGGUGCUGUUGUCAAAGCUUUGCUGUUUAUUUUUUUAUCCCCACCAGAGGACGAGAUAUAUAUAAAAAGAUUUAUCAUAUAUAUAUAUACACAUAUAUAUAUAUGUGUAUAUAUAUAUAUAUAUAUAUAUAUAUAUAUACACAUAUAUAUAUACAUAGAAAAUUUAUUCAUUGACAUGUUUCUGGGUUAAUAUUAUUCAUUUUGUAUGUUGUGAAGUUGUUUGCAAUAUUAAACUGAAAUAUUUGAAGAAAUAAAAAUGACUAUAGGCAACUGAAA
This is a messenger RNA of Seriola aureovittata, 2556 nucleotides long. It is a transcript of the gene bdnf, whose product is annotated as brain-derived neurotrophic factor. Lineage: Eukaryota; Metazoa; Chordata; Actinopteri; Carangiformes; Carangidae. The record is from RefSeq and is a predicted model, not a curated record. Gene Ontology annotation, biological process: neuron projection morphogenesis; positive regulation of collateral sprouting; regulation of neuron differentiation. Gene Ontology annotation, molecular function: growth factor activity; nerve growth factor receptor binding. The coding region runs from base 945 to 1754 and encodes 269 amino acids. The transcript has 2 exons.